AAAAAAGCAAGAAAUUGUCGAGAAACGGGUCACCAUUUAUUCUCUCUCCCUCCAAUUCCAAACCUUCCCUUUUCUCUUUCUUGGGAAAAUCAAAUUCUGCAACUUUUUUUUUUUUAGAAACAAGAAAUUGUUAGCUUUUUUUUGCUUUUUUACUUCUGUAUUGUGAAGUUUAUUUCACACUUUUUCUUUUGUUGUGUUUCUUUAGUACCUUAAAAGUGUUAAAGUUAUCAUCUUUGUCAUUUUUACUUAUUUUGGUUUAGUCCAAGAACCCAUUUUUUUCAUUUGGGUGUUUUCUUUUUUCACUUUGGUGUCUGUAUUUGGAGUGUAAUAGUAAUAAAGUUGUCUUCUUUGCAUUAUUUUUCCUAAAAUUUGUCAAGUUCAAGAACCCAUUUUGGUCUUUGCAUUGAGUUUUGAUCUGGGAAUUUUGUGUUGUUUUUCUUGUUUGUGAUAAAGUUGUUGUCUUUUUGCUAUUUCUGCUUAAGUUUUUCAAGUUCAAGACUAGAUUUUGCUCUUUGAAUUGGUAUCUGGGGUUUGUUUUUUCUUCCUUUUUCACUUGGAGAAACUUGAAAAUGGCGGAAGGUUCUUCAAAUGUUCGAUUGGUUCGUUGUCCUAAGUGUGGAAAUCUUCUACCUGAGCUUCAUGACUUUUCUGUUUACCAGUGUGGUGGUUGUGGUACUGUUCUUAGAGCGAAAAAUAAGGGGAUUUUGGACGAUGGCUUGUCUGAGGUAUCAGAUGGUGAAAAGAUUAGAGCAGUUCCUGAUAGAGGCGAUGUUGCUAUGAAUGUAGAUACUGUUUCUGAUUUUGAUGAGGAACAUAGUGAGUUUCAACAAGGUAGGACAGAAGGGAGAAGUCAAAAUGGAAGAAUGGUAUCACGUCGUCAGGUCAUUUCAGCAUCCGAUGAUAAGGAAGUUCCGGAUGAUUUUGAUAAAGCCAGAGAGGGUAAACCAAGUUUAGUUAGUUCGAGGGUAGAUAGGUUUAGAAGAGAGAACUAUUAUGAUUAUGAUGAAUGUGGUACUUCUAAAGGCAAGAAGGAUAAUAGUGUUGGGGUGGAUAAUUAUUGGGGAAAGAUUAAUACUGUUGAAUCUGUCGGUCUCAGUGUUAGAAAUGAGCUUAAGACGGUACGGCCUUCGUCACUAGGUUCAGGACCACCUAUGGACAGUCGGUACAUGGAAAAAUCUUAUGCAAAUGGUUCAAAUGCAACAAGGCAAGGGAAGUUCAGCGCUUCUCCAUAUCCUAAGGAAGGGCCUUUAGAAAAUGACAUGGGUUCUUACUAUGGCUCUGUUAACCAUAGGAGGUACAAUGGUGGUUUGGACGGGGUAGCUGGAGUCGCAGACUUGGAGAGCAAUAGAGCAGAGCUUUUAAGGAAGAUUAAUGAAUUAAAGGACCAACUUAGCCGAACUUGUGAUGUUACUGAGAAACCUAAGGAUAGGGUUCCUGUUGAUGGAAGGAUGGCUUCAACAUCCGUUGAUCCUUCUAGCAGGUAUGAUGUGCAUAACCAGGGGUCUUAUGGUGCUAACAGACAUCCCCUAGGUCCAUCUAAGAAUGUUCGAGAGCGUCCAUACACAUAUGGACAUCAAGGGAAUGUUCCUUAUAAGGGUGCACAUGGUUCAACGAUGCCAGACUCUUAUCCUUCAGACAGCUUUUCACAUGAAUUUCUUGGAUAUGGAAUGGAAUAUCGCCAGCAAAUGCACAGAAAGCCUCCCCAUCAGAUGCCAUAUCAUCAUUUCCCCCCAACAUAUCCUGAACAUUAUCCUGGGCAUCACAAUGAUAACUUCUUCAUACCACAUCCACAUGAAACCCUUUUCCACCAAUCUGCAUGCUCUUGUUCACAUUGCUCGAACCAAAAUUAUCAAAUUCCUCCAGUGAUUCAACCAUCUGGUUUUGUCAGCCGAAGAUCACGAAAUGGCCCUGCUAAUCCCAUUCUACAUCACCACAUGAACUCUGUGGGUUAUGGUCCAGGGGGUUAUACAUCUGAAGGCUCCUCUGCCCUUAAUAAGAAUUAUCAUGAAGGGCGGCGACUUACAAGAAGUUCUAGUGACCUGGAGUCAGAAAAUGGUGGUCUUGGUCAUCGGCGUUAUCCUAGAAAAGUGGUUGUUGCUCAUAGAGUUGGACGUGUAUAUCAACCUAUAGCAGGUGGUGCCCCUUUCAUUACGUGCUGUGGCUGCUUUGAGCUGCUGAAGAUUCCUAAGAAAUUAAUGAUAACAGGAAAGAAUGAGAAGAGAAUGAGAUGUGGAUCCUGUUCGGCCAUAAUUCUAUUUGAACUUGGUAGCAAAGAGUCGGGUGUUUCCUUUUCUACACAAGUGAAACAACUGUCUGCUGAGUUUGCUCCUGGUACCAGUGAUGUGCCAAAUGAGAAUCUUCAAAAUACUAAUGGUUGUUUGAUAAAUGAUGAGAUGACUCCUUGGUCUGAUGAUUAUGAUAAUUCUAACUACCAUUUCACCGAUACUAAGCUACAGUCACCUUCCAGGAGUCAGAAAUCAAAUUCCACUGAACUCGAGAAGAGGUAUAGUGCUCUUUCUUCACCAUCUAGUCAUUCUGAAGAUGAAUUAAGCCCGGAGAGUGCGAUUGUUAGACAUGAUCUUGCUCACCGUGCUGAAAUGCCCCUAGAAGAUGAUCCUAUACUGCUCCUAGAUUCUUCUCAAAACGACCAUGCUUAUAGUAUUUCUCCCAAAGAUGUGGUAGAAAAAAUCAGGAAGGAGGACAUGAAGGAACACACUGAUCAAGAGAGGACCAUACUUGAUAGAAGUACCUCUAGGCAGAAUUCCAUUAAAGAUGUAUCGAUGGCAGUGGAAAUGGAUGUCUCGACGAAUGAAUUUGUACAUAGUGGUGUAUCUGUGGAAUCAAAUCAAUCAAGCAAAGAGGAAAAUUUAUCAAAAAGCUAUAAAGGAGGUCAGUCCUUCAUGGGCUUUAUAAAAAGGAGCCUUGGAGAAUUAUCAAGAUCUCAUCAAAGUUCAGAGAAUGGAAGAUCAAAUGUGUUUGUAAAUGGCAGAGCAAUACCAGAUCGUGUUGUUAGGAAGGCGGAGAAGUUAGCUGGGACCAUUCAGCCAGGAGAUUACUGGUAUGACUACCGUGCUGGCUUUUGGGGAGUGAUGGGCCAUCCCUGCCUUGGCGUCAUUCUGCCAAAUAUUGAAGAAUUUAAUUAUCCAAUCCCAAACGAUUGUGCUGCUGGGAACACAGGGAUCUACGUGAAUGGACGCGAGCUCCAUCAGAAAGAUUUAGAUCUUCUUGCAAGCAGAGGUCUCCCUAUAACGAAAAAUAAGUCUUAUUUCGUUGAGAUUUCAGGAAGUGUUAUUGAUGAACACACUGGUGAAGAACUUGAAGGCCUUGGCAAACUUGCCCCAACGGUUGAAAGAGUAAAGCAUGGAUUCGGUAUGAAAGUCCCAAAAGCAUUUGCAGAGCAACUAUGUUAGUUGAAGGCACUUCAGUUUCUUCUUUGGUAUGUAAACCUGAAGUGAAUCAGAUAUGAAGUCUGUGUAAACUAAAAUCUGCAGAAUUUUGUAAAAAAGAAAGUAAUCUUAUUUGGUGACAAAACUUAGAUCAUUUAGUUAUUUAUUGAUUUAUCUUCUUUAAUGUAGCCUUUCACCAAUUGGAUCACACACUGUUCACUUCUGGUUUGUGUUAUAUAUA
Messenger RNA from Solanum stenotomum, 3627 nucleotides. RefSeq names its product protein ENHANCED DISEASE RESISTANCE 4-like. Lineage: Eukaryota; Viridiplantae; Streptophyta; Magnoliopsida; Solanales; Solanaceae. Bases 570 to 3410 code for a protein of 946 amino acids. Gene Ontology annotation, biological process: regulation of defense response to fungus. The transcript is spliced from 5 exons. The record is from RefSeq and is a predicted model, not a curated record.